Messenger RNA from Numida meleagris (helmeted guineafowl), 2629 nucleotides. RefSeq names its product autophagy related 4A cysteine peptidase (gene ATG4A). The transcript has 12 exons. The record is from RefSeq and is a predicted model, not a curated record. Gene Ontology annotation, molecular function: protein-phosphatidylethanolamide deconjugating activity. Bases 836 to 1798 code for a protein of 320 amino acids. NCBI's taxonomy places the organism in Eukaryota, Metazoa, Chordata, Aves, Galliformes, Numididae.
UUUUAUCCAGGUAUGAAAACCAGAUCACUAUUCUGGCCGACUACUUAGAGGAAUUUCCCGACACCGAUGAGCCGGUGUGGAUUCUGGGAAGGCAGCACCACCUGAACACAGGUAGUGGCCAUCAGUGCAGCCAUGGUAUCGGGACACCCAAGGGUCCCAUACCCAGCCUCGGUGGGCUGAGCGAUCCCUUGAAAGGCCACUGGGUCUGAGCACAGCUCAGAGAGAAAGCAGCAGGUAAGAGCCUUCAGAAAUCUCUGAGAGCCUUUGGGAGAAUUCUAUAAGUGUGCAUUUUUAAGAAAAAGAAAAAAGAGAAAAGAAAUAAUUAAACUUAGUAAUAUUUUCAAGAAAUGACAGUGUAUUGAGUUUGGAAGUGAAGCAUAAUUCUAUGCUGUUCUGCACGUAAGAGUUCUUUUCCUUAACUUGCUUUACCAGUUCUUUCCCGAGGACAUAGUUCUCCAUAGUGUUUCAUUAAAGCUAGACAGAAUCGUUCCAAACACCUUUUAAAACAUCAUUGCCUAGUAAUUAUUUCAUUCUUAAUAAUCGACUUUAAUUAUAAGUCUGCAGAAGUUCUCAGGUUUAAGUAGCUAAAAAAUAUAUAAGUAUUAAAGAUCUUAUAUGUACAAGCUAACAGGAGUCAUCUGUGAACUCUAUAUAUAGGCUGUAUGGGAAAAACUAGAAUUUUCCAGUUCUAAAAGUGUAUUUCUUUCCUUUUAAAAAUAUUCCAGACAAAUCUAAGUUAUUUUUGGAUGUAAGUGCUCGUCUCUGGUUUACAUAUAGAAGAAAGUUUUCUCCUAUUGGAGGCACUGGUCCUUCGUCUGACGCUGGCUGGGGAUGUAUGCUGCGAUGUGGGCAGAUGAUGCUGGCCCAGGCACUGAUCUGCAGGCAUUUAGGAAGAGAUUGGCAGUGGGAAAAACACAAAAAACAACCAGAAGAAUAUCACAGAAUCCUACGAUGCUUUCUAGACAGGAAGGAUUGCUGUUAUUCCAUCCACCAGAUGGCACAGAUGGGUGUUGGAGAGGGGAAGUCGAUUGGAGAAUGGUUUGGACCAAAUACAGUUGCUCAAGUAUUAAAGAAGCUUGCUUUAUUUGAUGAAUGGAAUUCAUUGGCCGUUUAUGUAUCUAUGGACAAUACAGUGGUCAUUGAAGACAUCAAGAAGAUGUGCUGGUCCCCUCCGCAGAGCAGCGGCACAGCCCCCAGCAGCGCACAUUUGCACAGAAGCGCUCUUGGCCGGAGCAGGAACACAGCAGGACUCUGCACAGGCUGGAAGCCCCUCUUGCUUAUUAUACCUCUACGACUAGGGAUAAAUCACAUAAAUCCAGUAUAUAUUGAUGCAUUUAAAGAAUGCUUUAAGAUGCCACAGUCUUUGGGAGCAUUAGGAGGGAAACCAAAUAAUGCCUAUUAUUUCAUAGGAUUUUUAGGCAAUGAGCUGAUCUAUUUGGACCCUCACACCACCCAAAGCUUUGUAGAUUCAGAAGAAAAUGGCACAGUUGAUGACCAGAGCUUCCACUGCCAGCAAGCCCCCCACAGAAUGAAGAUCAUGAAUUUGGACCCUUCAGUAGCUUUAGGCUUCUUCUGCAAAGAAGAAUGUGAUUUUGAUAACUGGUGCAGUCUCGUACAAAAGGAGAUUCUGAAGCAACAGAGCCUACGGAUGUUUGAGCUGGUCCAGAAGCACCCGCCCCACUGGCCUCCAUUCAUACCUCCAGCAAAGCCAGAAGUGACAACUACAGGAGCAGAACUCAUUGAAUCUACUGACAAGCUGUUUGAAUUGGAAGAAGAAUUUGAAAUCCUGAGCGUAUGAAGGAAACUGCGGUGAUUCUUGAGUACUGAACAUAUUGGAAAUAUUAUUGCAUUGACUUACAGCCAUGUUAGCCCCAAAGUGCCUGAAAUUAUGGAUAACAGAGCACAGAAUCCAAGUAGCAUCCAAAACUCCAGCGACAGUUUAACGAGAGCCUCCCCAGAUGGAAAGGCAAUAUAAGAUCGUGUAGUAAGAUGCUUAAUCUGGGAAUCUCUUUUUAAUGUAUCUUACCUGAAGACAAAUGGACCUUUGAGAUUAAGGCAAAAAUAAGGGUAUCACUGGGCUCUAUGUUUGGAGAAAGGGAUAACCCAAAAGGAUAUUUCUUGCUCUCAUAUAAUAAUGCAAUAGUUUAGUUCUUAAAGCAAAACAGUCUUCAGUUAAGGAGGAUGUUUACUUCUGUUCCCUCCUGUGGGCUGCAGCAUAGGAAAAAUUGCGUUGUCUUGUUUAAAAGAUCGACUGGAUCAUGAGAAAAUUGUUUCCUUGUUAAAUAUUUUAACAUGUAUCUGAGCAACCACACUGUAUUACAAAAAUGUUUCUGUAAAAGGAACUGUGUCUAAUGUAUACAUUUUGCAAUAGCCUUCCUGCUUCUGGGAGACCUCGAGAGGAACGGGACACUCAAAUAGUUGAUACAGAUCACAACCACUGCUCUAGCUAUGGUAUAUUUCACCUUGACCUUAACGUUGAAAUCAUUAAAACUUAGGUUGUUUCUUUCAGAGCUAAAAUGAGUCAAAGGUGGUUUAACUGUACCGUAUUUAUUUUAAAGUAGAUUUACACAAACUUCUGUUAUAGCACUUUAUCUGUGCAUCUAAUAAAUUUCUUAAGCUUUUCAUAGGU